CGUCGUACAACUGUGAUGCUCGCUCGCUACCUGGCGCUGCGCCAAGACCUCGACCGCCACCACACGCGUCGGCGCGGUGGCGCGUCUGCCGCCGCCGCCGACGCGAGCGCACCAGCUCCCGGCACGGCACCGCCGCCGCCACCGGCCGCCAACGCCAAGGCUGCGCGCCAGCUGAACCGCCUGCUGAGCCAGCUCGCCAAGCGGAAGCAGCUGAGCACCUGCCGCUCCACAUUCGCCGCGGGUGCCGCCGCCGGCACGGUGGACGCGUGGUCGCACGCGAUCCUGAUCAACGCGUACGCAAACUGCGGCGACGGUGCGAGCGCGCUCAAGGCGCUGGGCGAGAUGCGAGCGUGCGGCCACCGCCCGUGCGUCUUUUCGUACACGGCUGCGCUCAAGGCGCCGUGCGGCGAGGGAAACCUCGAGGCGGCGAGUGCGUUGCUCGGCGAGAUGGAGGCCGACUUUGCGGCCGCCGCGGCGGAGGAGGCCCCGGCUGGCGCGGGUCGGACGGACGGCGGCGCGGUGGGCCGCGCGAGUGGCGGAGGUGGCUCCGCCGUCGCUGGCGGCGACUUCAUGCCGAGCGUGCGGACGGCAAACACGUACUUCCGCGGCUGCCUGGUGCGGGGAGGGGCGGCCGAGGCGCGCGCGCUCCUCGGCCGCUUGGGCAGGGACGGGGUGUGGCGCGCCGUCUCGCCAGACGCGUCCAGCCACGAGUACGCGCUUAGUGAGCUCGAGGCGCUCGAGGCCUUCGCGGCGGCGGGCGUGAGGAGUGGCGGAGAGGGGGCGGAGGCGAUGCGGCUCCUGCUGCGCCGGCUCGUCCCGCUGCCGCGUGGGGAUGUGCCGGCGGCCGCAGCGGCGAAGAGCGCAGAGGCGCGGUUGCUGCGCGGAUUCGGACUCGCGCGCUGGUGCGGUAAGCUCGAGCGAGCGGGGGAGGGGGAGGGGGACGCGGAGCGGCGCGCGGUGCGGAGGCACAUGCGGCGCACUUUCCGCCAGCCCGCCGGCUUCCCGGUUGGCGGCACGGCGCUCGCUUGCCCGCCGGCUGGCGGAGUCGGGGCGGAGAGCGGCCUCGACGCGAGCGGGGUGCCCGGUGUGCGCUGGCUCGGCCUCGAGCUGAUGGCGAGGCGUCUGCAGCAGCGCGCAUACGCCGCCGCCGCCCGCGUCGCCCUCAGCGGGACGCCGAACGCCGCCGUGCUGAUCGGCUCCGCCGCCGACGCGCUCGGGAGGUGGCUCCCGCGCGGCUCGCUCGACGCCAUCUACGUGAACCAUCCCGAGCCGCCCCAGCAAGCCGCCGCACCGGGGGCGGCGGACGCGGCAGACGCGGGGGCGGAGGCUGCCCCGGAGGCGGCCCACAUGCUCGACGCGCCCACUCUCGCCGCUGCGGCGGCGGCGCUGCGUCCGGGGGGCACGCUGACCGUGGUGACGGACAACGCUUGGUACGCCGAGCUCCUGCUCGGCCUCCUCUCCUCGCACGGCGGGUUUGGCCCGCCGCCAGACAGCCACCCUCCGCGCGACGCGACGCUCGCGGAGGGCGCUUCCUCUUACUUUGACCGGAUGUGGCGGACGGGCCUCUCGCUCCACUCGUCCGCCGAGCAGCGCUAUGUCCUGCACGUGGCAGCGGCCCGCCCGGUGGCCCACCCGGAGGGGGGCCUCCCCCACGCGCGGCCCCUCGAGGGGAGAGCGGCCGGGGGGGGCGCCACGCUGGCGAAUGCGGCGGCACCGCCGGCGCGAAAGGGGAAGAAGCGCCGUCGUGCGGACACGGUUUGA
This is a messenger RNA of Emiliania huxleyi CCMP1516, 1761 nucleotides long. RefSeq lists its product as hypothetical. NCBI's taxonomy places the organism in Eukaryota, Haptophyta, Isochrysidales, Noelaerhabdaceae. The coding region runs from base 16 to 1761 and encodes 581 amino acids. The transcript is spliced from 6 exons. The record is from RefSeq and is a predicted model, not a curated record. Gene Ontology annotation, molecular function: tRNA (guanine(46)-N7)-methyltransferase activity; protein binding. Gene Ontology annotation, biological process: tRNA modification.